This is a messenger RNA of Eriocheir sinensis (Chinese mitten crab), 1029 nucleotides long. RefSeq lists its product as uncharacterized. The transcript has a single exon. The record is from RefSeq and is a predicted model, not a curated record. Lineage: Eukaryota; Metazoa; Arthropoda; Malacostraca; Decapoda; Varunidae. Bases 1 to 1029 code for a protein of 342 amino acids.
AUGGACCAAGUCAGACCAGACCAUUACCCCCAUGGACCAAGGCAGACCAGGAGACCAUUACACCCAUGGACCAAGGCAGACCAGGAGACCAUUACACCCAUGGACCAAGGCAGACCAGGAGACCAUUACCCCCAUGGACCAAGGCAGACCAGGAGACCAUUACCCCCAUGGACCAAGGCAGACCAGGAGACCAUUACACCCAUGGACCAAGGCAGACCAGGAGACCAUUACCCCCAUGGACCAAGGCAGACCAGGAGACCAUUACACCCAUGGACCAAGGCAGACCAGGAGACCAUUACCCCCAUGGACCAAGGCAGACCAGGAGACCAUUACCCCCAUGGACCAAAGCAGACCAGGAGACCAUUACACCCAUGGACCAAAGCAGACCAGGAGACCAUUACCCCCAUGGACCAAGGCAGACCAGGAGACCAUUACCCCCAUGGACCCAGGCAGACCAGGAGACCAUUACCCCCAUGGACCAAGGCAGACCAGGAGACCAUUACCCCCAUGGACCAAGGCAGACCAGGAGACCAUUACCCCCAUGGACCAAGGCAGACCAGACCAUUACCCCCAUGGACCAAAACAGACCAGGAGACCAUUACACCCAUGGACCAAGGCAGACCAGGAGACCAUUACACCCAUGGACCAAGGCAGACCAGGAGACCAUUACCCCCAUGGACCAAGACAGACCAGACCAUUACCCCCAUGGACCAAAGCAGACCAGGAGACCAUUACACCCAUGGACCAAGGCAGACCAGGAGACCAUUACCCCCAUGGACCAAGGCAGACCAGGAGACCAUUACCCCCAUGGACCCAGGCAGACCAGGAGACCAUUACCCCCAUGGACCAAGGCAGACCAGGAGACCAUUACCCCCAUGGACCAAGGCAGACCAGGAGACCAUUGCCCCCAUGACCAAGGCAGACCAGGAGACCAUUACACCCAUGGACCAAGACAGACCAGACCAUUACCCCCAUGGACCCAGGCAGACCAGGAGACCAUUACCUCCAUGGACCAAGGCAGACCUAUAG